Molecule: messenger RNA, 544 nt
Organism: Anguilla anguilla (European eel)
Lineage: Eukaryota; Metazoa; Chordata; Actinopteri; Anguilliformes; Anguillidae
Gene: atp5mf
Product: ATP synthase membrane subunit f
Exons: 4
Coding region: 164-418 (84 amino acids)
Biological process (GO): proton motive force-driven mitochondrial ATP synthesis
Molecular function (GO): proton-transporting ATP synthase activity, rotational mechanism
Source: RefSeq, a predicted model, not a curated record
GUUGGCUAGCUGUUAUAUCGGUCAGGAGUUUCAGUCGAGGCUGUAGCUUACAGUCAUUAUAGCCACAUUUCCCCUUUCAAGUCAGUCUUUGCUGUUACUCGUGCCGUGCUAAGUAUCUAGGUUAGUUAGCUAGUUAGCUAACGAGGACCAAAAAAAAAAUUGAAUGCCCAUGGCCGAAAAGAGGCUGAUGGAUGUUAAAUUAGGAGAGUUUAUGGCGUGGAUAGGCACGAAGGACUUAUCUCCAAACGGAAUCAUCGCUGCUGUUGUCAGGGGCCACGACAGAUACUACAACAAGUACAUAAAUGUGAAGAAGGGUGGCAUUGGUGGGGUUGCUAUGCUCCUGACAGGUUAUGUCAUCCUAAGCUACGUGUGGGAAUAUGAUCACAUCAAACAUGACCGCUGGAGGAAGUAUCACUGAAGAUUCUUGAGCCGUGUCAUUCUUCAGAGUUAUGUGAAUAACACAUGUGCACCCAUUCUGCAUCUGCACCAAGUGAUAUGUGACCAAAAUAAAAAUGUAAUGUGUUGUGGCCCCGUUUGAAUCAUA